CCCUAUGGCAGAAGCGGUAUUCGCACAUGUGUUACAAAAGAAUGAGUUAGAAGAUCGAUUCUAUCUAAAUAGCGCGGGAACACAUUGUUACAAUCCCGGAAAUCCGCCAAGUACUAUUGUGAAAUCUAAUACCAAGGAUGUACUUACUCAACGGAAACUGGUUGCAGAAGAUGACUAUUAUGAAUUUGACUACAUGCUCUGCAUGGAUUCUAGCCAUUUGAUGUUUUUAAAUCAAUUAAAACCGGAAGGAUCAAGGGCCAAGAUUAUGCUGUUUGGAGAAUUUGAUCCACAAGGUGUUCGUAGUAUUGAUGAUCCCUAUUGUCGCAACUUAGAUGCAUAUGAGACGGUUUAUCAGCAAGUGUCAAGAUGCAGUGAGGCUUUCUUGAAACACUUAAAUUCCGCAUAA
This is a messenger RNA of Paraglomus occultum, 406 nucleotides long. Lineage: Eukaryota; Fungi; Glomeromycota; Glomeromycetes; Paraglomerales; Paraglomeraceae. The record is from the annotation of a GenBank genome assembly.